Recurvomyces mirabilis is the source of this 786-nucleotide messenger RNA. RefSeq lists its product as uncharacterized. NCBI's taxonomy places the organism in Eukaryota, Fungi, Ascomycota, Dothideomycetes, Mycosphaerellales, Teratosphaeriaceae. The coding region runs from base 1 to 786 and encodes 261 amino acids. The record is from RefSeq and is a predicted model, not a curated record. The transcript is spliced from 2 exons.
AUGACAGACAGGACAUCAUUACGUCUGGCCGACUUCACCGAUCUCACCGAGGGCAUGACUGACGUCUACAAGACCCUGAUCGCAACGGGAUACUUCGAAGAAGGCGAUGUUCACUUCCCUUCCUCGGACGCAGACCCUCCAGAUCGAGAAGUGACCGCCAGGCUCAUGACCGCAGGCUUCAGCGAAGAAGCUGCUACAGUUAUACAGUAUCUCCCGUGUCCAAGCCAGCCAAUGCUCGACUAUCACUCUCACGGCAGUGUUCCGAUAGCCCCAGACAGCCAUGUAAUGCCGUACAUAUCAGCCCAGCUACCAAGUGCGGAGGACAUGCGAUCGAUACGCUUUUCCGAGAAUACGAUUGGCCAGCAUGACAUCAAAAUAUCACGAUGUCCAGGCAGAUUUGACACCAGUAUGACGUCUUCCAAAUUUGAUCAUGCAAUCGAAGCUGAUGGAAGCGGAGACUAUAUCGAACCCUACGAUACCAACAAUAACAACAACAUUUCACUAAACCUUCCCGCCAAAGAAGCCUUCCGUAAAUGGGAAGCUAAACUUCGCACUCUGUCCUGGCUACCCUGGACCGACAACGGCAAUCUAACAAUCACACCUCAGCCCACCGAGUACGAGAGCGGCCUUUCCGACCCCGAAGGACUCCGCAAAGACUACGAGCUCCAAUUCUUCGCCUGGCAACAAAGCGGUCUCGACCUCCGCGGCAAGACGUCGACCAACUACCCCACGAACGCGAUACCCGAGUGCGAGCGGAGCGAGAUAGCUCCCUCGGCAAGCGACUGA